Molecule: messenger RNA, 1493 nt
Organism: Magnolia sinica
Lineage: Eukaryota; Viridiplantae; Streptophyta; Magnoliopsida; Magnoliales; Magnoliaceae
Exons: 2
Coding region: 96-1493 (465 amino acids)
Source: RefSeq, a predicted model, not a curated record
AAGCAGAAUUAGACUCUUAUAUAAAGAGAGAAUGCACCCAUCCAUCGUUGACAAGGAAGUAUUCAAGUUCUUUCUCUAAAGAUCCCAGCUGAUCAAUGGCCGACAAUGGUUACACGAACAGAGGGACCGGCGGCAGGCUGGGCACCAGGAGCCAGGCAUUGGACACCACCUACCGCAAGGCGGAAGACGUACAGACCAUACCAGCCGUUGUUGUCACCAAAACUCAAGUACACCAAGAUCAUGUCUGCAGACCCGUUAUUGUUGAUGCUGAUGGUACAACUAGGCCUGGUAUUGUGAUCCUCCCUCCCGAAACUCAGACGGAAGGCAUUGUUACCAAGAUCGAGACCGUCGUGGAACGGGUGUAUGCACCUUCUACAACUCCAUAUACAACUGGCUCUGUUACUCUGCUGGAACCAAAAGAGGAAUAUGUCGUUGUGGCCAAUGGGUUAGGCAAGCAAGGCCGAGACCAACCAUCCAAUAUCAAUGAAUUUAUUAGCAAUGUCCAAACAACGGCGAGUGGUGGUGGUAGGACCGGUUUCCCCGUCAGCACGUUUCAGCGUCAAUCACCUGACAUCAAUGGCUUUGGUGCCGCAAACGACGUUGGCACCAAUGGACGGAGUAGGCCGGCUGGUGGGGCAACAAACGAUGUUGGCAGCAAUGCAUGGGGUAGGCCAGCUGGUGGGGCAACAAACGGUGUUGGCACCAAUGGGUGGAGCAGGUCGAGUGGUGGGACCGCCUAUGAAAAAAGCCCCGAUGGAUGGAGUAAGCCAAGUGGUGGGACUACGAACGUUACCGGCAUCAGUGAGUGGAGCAGGCCGAGUGGUGGGACCACCAAAGACACUGGCAAUAAUGGGUGGAGUGGGCUGAGUGGUGGGACCACCAAAGACACUGGUACCAGUGGGUGGAGUGGGCCCAUCAGUGGGACCACCAAAGACACUGGCACCUAUGGAUGGGGCAGGCCAAGUGACAAUCCCAGCAGUGGGUUGAGUAAACCAACGGGUGGGGCUAACACUGGCCCUGGCACCAAAGGGUGGAGUACUACGAGUGGCCCCACCAACGACACCAGUAGGCCAAUUGGUGGGCCCACCACAGACACAGGCGCUAGUCGAUGGACUAGGCCGAGCGGUCCUGGCAAAAACGAACUAGAUGGUCCACCAAAACCUGCCACUGUCGCUACAUAUGGGUGGCGUAAGCCGAGCAGCGAUUCCGAUGAUGUCAGCGGUGGUCCACGCAUACCCACUCCAGUCACAAACAGUGGCUGGGUUAGGCCGAGCAGCUUGAAUUUGGACACUGGUGCCAUCAAUGAUUAUGGGACCGCCCCACGUCAGGGCCGAUUCUCAUCUCCAGUCCCUCCGAAACAGACCACUGAGGAAACAAUAGACAGUCAGGAAGCUGCACGAAGGUUUAACGGCGUUGCAGUCAAAGGAACUCCUACCGCGGCCAUAGAUAGCCGAGAGGCAGCCAAAAGGUACCAUGGCACGUUCAUCCCCUGA